CCUAUAUACAACCCUAUAUAUCAACCUAUUGUCCUUUUUAUUCUAAUUCUUUAAUUAUGGCCAUCUUUUCGUGCUCUUGACUAUAGCUACAUUUUCUUCUUGCACCUUACAAUAAUUUACGUAUAUAAGUACUCUUUAAUUCCCUUUUGUAUUACUUUUCCAGCCAACAAAAAUUAAACCAUAGUACCUAUUUUAUUUUAAUUUUUGUUAUAACUACUCUCUUUCUGAUUCGCGCUAUAUAUAAAAAAAAAAUAUGCAAAAACCUAACGGAUUAGCUGCAUGCGCAUCGUGCAAGCAUCAAAGAAAGAAAUGCACGGACAAGUGUGUACUAGCUCCUUAUUUCCCCGCGGAGAAAAUUCGCGAAUUCAAAGCAGUACAUAAGGUGUUUGGGGUUAGUAAUAUCACGAAAAUUGUGAAAAAUCUAAAAGAAGAUGAUCGAAGAAGGGCGAUUGAAUCACUUAUAUGGGAAGCGUUUUGUAGGCAAAGAGAUCCAGUUUUAGGCCCAUAUGGAGAGUACAAAAGGGUUUAUGAGGAACUAAAGUUGUAUAAAAGUCAAUAUCAACAAAUAUUACAAGCAGGGAGUAAUAAUAACAAUACUGAUAGUAACGUUAACGGAAUGAUAUAUGAUGCAACAACACAAGGGUUGAUUAAUGGAUGGAAUAUAAAUACUAAGAGGAAUGAUAUUAAUUAUAUAAAUCAUGAUAAUUCAACUGUGGAAUCAUGGUCAUCUUAUAAUAAUAAGAUUAUAAAUCCUUUACAUCAUGUCCAAAAUAUUGAAAAAUUAAGAACAGAAAAUAGUAAUGGCUCUAUAGUUAUUGUGCCUCAACAACAAGUCUAUAAUGAUUUCAACCAGCAAUAUUUUCUAACAGGUCAAUAUAAUCCAAUUAAUUCAAAGCCAAGGGAAAGCAUGUUGUGGGAAGACAACUCUUGAAAAUCCUCAAAGUUUUUUCCAUUUAUUUUGUUUUUGUUUUUUGUUUUUAUAAUGUUUUGUUGUUUUCUCUAGCCAUUUGAUUUGUGCAUAUAUACAAAAUAUUAUUGCACAAUAUCAUAUGUUCUACGGUCUCUUCAAUGAGAAGUUAAAUGUUAUUUUGUGAAACAUUUAAGCUCUGUUUCGAGGGUAGUUAUAUAUUAAUUUAUGAUAAUAUAGUAUUAUAUUUUAUUAUAUAUUGUAUUAUUCAUUUCAUUUCAUUUCAUUUUUAUUUAUAUGUCAUUAAUUUAGAUUUUGCGUCUCUUAAGAAACUAUGUAAGUUUAUCAUUAUACUCUAUUCACUGCAUAAAAAUUGAGCUUUAGCAAUUGCUGCUAAAUAUGUAUUUUUAGCGGCAAUUAACACUCUUUGUAUAUGUCUAUAAAGGCUUUAACGACAUUGGGUCUAGACACUUAACUAAUAAAGACUUUAACACUCUUUAUUAAUGUAUCUAUUUAUUGCCGCUAGAAGUUAUUUUUGUGGUAGUGAUCUAGUAUUCUCUUGAAGUCAAUUUUUUAAUAAAUAAAUAUAUUAAUUUAUUUA
Solanum lycopersicum (tomato) is the source of this 1508-nucleotide messenger RNA. NCBI's taxonomy places the organism in Eukaryota, Viridiplantae, Streptophyta, Magnoliopsida, Solanales, Solanaceae. The record is from RefSeq and is a predicted model, not a curated record.